CUCCUCCUUAGCACCAAUCAGCUCUCGGGGUAUGGGCGGGACUUAACGCCGACAACAGGAAGAACAAACCCAACAGCAAAUACUUCUCUGGAAACUUUUAGCCGAAUUGCUCGUAACUGUAAAACGAAUCAAUAUUUAUCCAGAGAUUCCGUUACUGAAAUAAUGUGGCGUUUUAUUUAACUGCACCAGCUACGGAGAGACUCAGCGUUGCGGGCAGCAUGGGUCGUCUUGUUGUUUGUUUACAUGGCGAAUCAGCUGACAAGCUAAUGUUAGCUACCUAGCUUAGUGAUGUCGAGUCAUAUGAGCGGCUAAUUGUCCAGAACCUUUGUCCUCGUGAAUGAAAGUCUACAGUAGUGGGCGGGGAGACAUGCACGCGCAGCCUUAAAUGGCGAAAUGAAUGGUUAACGGUAUUUUUUACAACAUUAGCCGUCAUGUUUCCAGCAUUAGCAUAGCCUUCCUUCUGGGCGGGUUGAGUUGUCUUUUUAAAUUCACUUUUAAAGUCACUUUUAACGCAGCGUGUUCAUGUGUAACAUGCCCUGCUCAUUUGGAAACUGGAGAAGAUGGAUUCGGCCGCUGGUCGUUGUGCUGUACAUUUUGUUGUUGAUAGUGGUUCUGCCUCUGUGCAUUUGGGAGCUGCAGAGGUCAAAGGUUGGCACACACAACAAAGCCUGGUUCAUUGCUGGGAUCUUUGUCUUCAUGACUAUCCCCAUAUCAUUAUGGGGCAUUCUUCAGCAUCUGGUUCAUUACACUCAGCCUGAGCUUCAGAAACCUAUCAUCAGAAUACUAUGGAUGGUUCCAAUCUACAGCUUGGACAGUUGGAUUGCUCUGAAAUACCCCCGUAUAGCAAUUUAUGUGGAUACAUGCAGAGAGUGCUAUGAGGCCUACGUCAUCUACAACUUCAUGAUUUUCCUGCUCAACUAUCUGGAGAAUCAGUACCCCAGCCUGGUGAUGAUGCUGGAGGUUCAGGAUCAGCAGAAACACUUGCCUCCUCUCUGCUGCUGCCCACCAUGGCCAAUGGGAGAGGUUUUACUGUUGAGAUGCAAAUUGGGAGUGUUGCAGUACACAGUUGUAAGACCCGUCACAACAGUGAUUGCCUUGAUCUGUCAGCUGUGUGGAGUAUAUGAUGAAGGAAAUUUCAGUUCAACAAAUGCGUGGACAUACCUGGUCAUCUUAAACAACAUGUCACAGCUGUUUGCCAUGUACUGCCUGGUGCUGUUCUACAGAGCCCUGAGAGAGGAACUGAAUCCAAUCAAACCAGUGGGCAAAUUCCUGUGUGUGAAAAUGGUGGUGUUUGUGUCUUUCUGGCAAGCCGUGUUCAUUGCCUUACUGGUGAAAGUGGGCGUUAUCUCAGAAAAUCACACAUGGGACUGGAAGACUGUGGAAGAUGUUGCCACAGGUUUGCAGGAUUUCAUAAUAUGCGUGGAGAUGUUUCUGGCAGCUAUUGCCCAUCACUACAGCUUCACGUAUAAGCCUUACAUCCAGGAGGCUGAGGAGGGUUCUUGCUUUGACUCUUUCAUGGCUAUGUGGGACAUCUCUGAUGUCAGAGCAGACAUUUCUGAACAAGUCCGCAAUGUUGGGAGAACAGUAAUGGGUCGUCCAAGGAAGUCUUACUUUGACGCAGCUCAGGACGACGGAGAGCGGUCUGGCUUGCUCUCGUCGGGUUCCCACGAUGCCAUUGCUGACGCGGCAUCCAGCUACCAGGGCCUGGGGAGAACCGCCACACCACAUUCUCAGUCGGCUCCAGCUGGGCUCAGCUCGGCGCCAUGGGAUGAAGGAUAUGAGGCUAGACCUGAGGAAACCCCGGAGGAAGAGAGGACCAACCAAACCAAAGAACCGACAGAGGCAGAUGAUCUAGUGAUCACCUAGCCCAUCAUCAAAGCCCAUCAUCUACAGACUCUACCAGACAUGGUUUGACAGGACCUAGUUACAGCCUUGCUGUUUUCCUUUAUACGUGAUAUACUGAUGCAACAUUUAACAAGAAAAUGUACAUGCACCAAAUAUUUGCCCGGAAAGACCAAACCAGAUGGACCUCUCUGUCAGUGACAUAUUCAAGAAGGCUCAGUGGUGUCUUGACUUGAACGACAAAAUGAUUUGUAGAUAACAGGCAUUAUAUUCUCUUAGCAUAUUGUUUUGCACAAUGCUCAGCAAGGUAUUCCUGAAUGUUUUUUUUUUUUUUUAAUCACUUUUAUUGGUCUCGUGGUCUGUUUUAACAUGGGUUCCAGAGCGCACACUUAAUAUUCAGCCCAGUCAUUGUGUUGUUGUGUGUGACAAUGGGAGUGUCUACCUGCAAAUCUGAAUUCUGAAUACAGCAUGAAGAUGUAUGCGUUUCCAUUCCAGGUACCAUGGAGAAACGAGUCGGCUCAUUCGUAUCACAGUCUCACGUGUGAAGAUAAAAAGAAAUAUGCAGCCUUUAAAUUACAAAUAUUAUCUGUCCAUUAUAUUGUUCUUGAGAGUGAUUUCUGAAACAAGUUAAUCGUCCUGUAUCAUAACGUUUGGUUCUAACCAGUGGGAGAUACAGAUUGUGAAUAAAAAUGAGAACCCUGAGUAAACAUGUGGACAAACAUAGCGAGUGCAGAUGCCUCUGUAUAGGUGUUUUGCACUGCUCAGUACACUUCAUGCUUUUUGUAAUGUAUAGAAAACGAUACACAGACACACACAGGUUUGAUGAGUAUGGAACAGUGUUGGGCAACACACGACUGCCCACAAAGCUGCUCAGACACAAGAUGAGGAUUUUAGAUUGAGUUUAUAUAGUCUGUAUGUAUCCGCUCAGGACUGGAUAACACAAUUUGGGAUGAUUUACUCCACAGUUAAGAUGCUUAAACCUUCCAAACAGAACAAACUGACAGUGCAGUAUUAGGGAUGAGCAGAUACAAUAUUUGUUAUCGGCCUGAUACUGGUCUGAUAUUUCUUACCAAGUUGGAGAAUUAAUAAUUAUAUCUUUGAAAUGAUGUGAAAUGGCACAAAAGUCUUAAAUGACUGUGUUGGACUGAUAUCAGUAUCUCCAGGUACUCAAAUUUGUGAAAUCAGUAUCAGUAUCGAACACAAAAAAGUAUCAGUAAGUAUCGGACCAUCACUAUGCAGUAUAAAAAUGAAUGCAGUGUAUUUCCUGUGUGUUGACACUGAAAAUGCAUUAACACUCGGCUUAAUUUAAAACUGUACUAUCAGCACAUUCUAGUAAAUACUGCUCUACUGCAUGUAGGUCACUCUGUAGUGUUUAGUAUAAACAUACUACUCUCUAUUAGAUGUCUUGUUCUAGGUGCCACUGAAAGCCAUUUAUUUUGCCUAAUAGUUCCUGAGAUUAUGUGUCUUUGUAAUUUACAUAGAUACUAUGUAUGUACAGGGAUAUUGACACGUUUAAUACACAGUGGGUUUCACGGGAGUGACGUGUUCAUAAAUAUACAUAUGUAUGAUCUGCAUCAUGUCCAGCUAAAAUAUUUAAUUUGCCUUUCAUUAUUUGUUUUUGUUUUUUGAAUAAAACUGCCAGGAUUGAUGUCAGAUAUCAUUGUUGUACAGUUCAAUUUAAAUACAGUACCGUGCAAAAGUCUCAGGGCACCACCAGCUUUGUUGUUUCUAAGUCUGAAAUCAUUGGCAUUUGGAUUGAAAUGAUGUAUUUGGAAGUUGGUGUUUAUCAGUUCAACUCCUACAUGUGUAUGUGAUGCUUGAAUAAACCUGGCGUAACAGACCUUUUUUACAGCAGAUUUUUCUCUUUCUCUAGGUUUUAUCAAUAACAUUAAUUAGGGUUCUGCUCCAGUUUUAACAGAGCCAGGGUUGUGCUAUUGUGAAAAAAGGGGUUAUCUUAAAACUACCCCCAUUCUCUAGAUGUGUACCAAUACAGUGAUACAGAUAUAAUUACACUGUAUGGUCAUGAAAGCAUUGCUAAUACAAACUAAGACAUUUGCACAGUACUGUACAUCUCAAACAAUCUCUACAAUAAAUCUGAUUAACAAUCUUC
This is a messenger RNA of Solea solea (common sole), 3952 nucleotides long. RefSeq names its product transmembrane protein 184C (gene tmem184c). Gene Ontology annotation, biological process: transport. The transcript is spliced from 10 exons. Bases 523 to 1866 code for a protein of 447 amino acids. Lineage: Eukaryota; Metazoa; Chordata; Actinopteri; Pleuronectiformes; Soleidae. Gene Ontology annotation, molecular function: transporter activity. The record is from RefSeq and is a predicted model, not a curated record.